AAUGCUUGUUUGACAGUCACAGCGGGCACGCCCUUGCCGCCCGAUUCAUCUUCAGACAUGUCGCGCGCUUCCGUCACUCCACCGAACUUCUCGUGGGUUCAACCUCAGAAACUCGCCGGACUGGCGUGUCCUUCAGAAGCUCAGCAUUUCAAGUUCCUGGUGGAGAAUGGCAUCAAACACCUGGUGUGCUUGCUAGAAUCAAUCCCACCGAAAUAUGAGACCUGUCCAGAGCUCAUCCUGCAUCACAUCAGCAUAGUGGACUUCACGCCACCGAGUCUGGCUCAAAUACUGCGAUUCCUGAGCAUCGUGGAGGAAGCCAAUGCUAAAGGGGAGGCUGUUGCGGUUCACUGUAUGCAUGGUCAUGGCAGGACAGGGACCAUGCUAGCCUGCUAUCUGGUGAAAACAAGGAACAUCUCCGGUCGAGAAGCCAUCAAGGAAAUCCGCAGACUUCGAAAAGGGUCCAUUGAGACAGAAGACCAGGAGAAAGCAGUGAUAGAGUUUCACAAAUACAUUCAAAACUGUUCUCAAAAACAUUAAAUCCACACUCACAUUUAUAUCCACAUUGACAGGUGUCUGUGAUCCAUGUUCUUCACCAGGUGUUAAGUCUCUCUCUCUCUCACACACACAA
Molecule: messenger RNA, 628 nt
Organism: Rhinichthys klamathensis goyatoka
Lineage: Eukaryota; Metazoa; Chordata; Actinopteri; Cypriniformes; Leuciscidae
Gene: dusp23a
Product: dual specificity phosphatase 23a
Exons: 3
Coding region: 58-537 (159 amino acids)
Biological process (GO): protein dephosphorylation; cilium assembly
Molecular function (GO): protein tyrosine/serine/threonine phosphatase activity
Source: RefSeq, a predicted model, not a curated record